UCAGAGGACAGUUUGGAAUUAGCACUACUGCAGACAUGACGCGAGUAGUUUGAUUUGGCUGUAAACUCGACAGAAGAGACAACGCUUACUACUUACGUCUUUCUCCACUGGACAAAGUUCUCUUCAAGUACUGGACAUUUUCACUGGGCGACGGCUUUUCCGGCGAGGUUGAUACAGUGGGAACUCAGACCGAGCUUGACUGUUAACGAACGACCGUAAGCAUGAAACUGGAAGUAUUCUGUGGGAAUCACUUCGCACCCAAACCAGUGGAGGUGUGCAGUGAUGGUGAGGGGAGCAUGCUCUCGCCGCUUUCUGGCGAAGAGGAACUGGGUUCGGAUGGGGAUUGUGUCGCCAACAGCCCCCCACCUGCCACACUAGAAGCAGACGGGAAGGGUAAGCCUUACACGAGGAGACCCAAACCACCCUAUUCCUACAUCGCCCUGAUAGCCAUGGCCAUCCGUGACUCUCCAUCUGGACGCCUUACGCUGGCGGAGAUCAACGACUACCUGAUGAAGAAAUUUCCCUUUUUCAGGGGUAGCUACACUGGCUGGAGAAACUCGGUGCGUCACAACCUGUCGCUGAACGACUGCUUCUUGAAAAUUCUGCGGGAUCCUUCCAGACCCUGGGGUAAGGACAAUUACUGGAUGUUGAACCCACAAAGCGAGUACACCUUUGCAGAUGGGGUGUUCCGUCGCCGGAGGAAGCGCAUCACUAAAAAGUCUGGCAAGGAUGAGGUCUCAGGACACACUGCCAGCGAAGACAUACCUGCCUCCAUCACUACAGCGCACUCCAAGAAAGACGGCGUAAAUACAAAGUUUUCCAGCUCUUUCGCCAUUGACAGCAUCCUCAGUUCGCCGUUUAAAGCAAAGGACGUUGGCAAGGCCGAGACGAACAUCUCCGGGGACAGAAUGAGGUGGCCCAGCAUCGCCCACGUGAUGCCUUACGUAAUGAGCUAUCCACCUGCUGCCCCGACGCAAGUGCAGCCGGUGUUCCAGGGCUACCCCAACGCUGCGCAUUUUGUACAGUCCUACAGGUUUUGCUAUUCGGACCCAACAAACGGCGCGGAUCAGCCACAGGACAGUUUCACUACCGUUCAGCUGACCUCGAAGGGCGUGCCAAUUUCUGAGACACGUUCCUCUGUUCGACUGGCACCCACUGUUAAAGAGCGCAGCUACUGCCCGUUCAAAAUUGACUAUUUGCUUUCGUAACACAUGUUACAGAGCAGGGGAUGGUUUAUUUGUUGUCGUGAGCACUUUUAUAUGCACUGUGUAAAUAUAACGAUAUGGGUAUCUCUGCAUUGACUUGAUUGUGAUGAUCAUUCGCUGCAUAUAGUGAAAUUCUGUGUUGUUGCCAUCGGCAGGAAAAUAUAUUUUAUGACUUAUACGAAGUUCUGUACUACACUGAACAAGGAUAUGGUCACAAGUCAGGACUGAAAAGGCAGCGACGACACUAUGAUGUGUAUAAAAUUGUUCUUUGAUCAUUUUUCGUGCAAACGGCAGUAUCCACGUGCUGAAAUGUGGAUAAAACCAUCCCAGCAGCAUAUUUAUGUUUUAGUUUUACUUCAAUAGUUUUACUUCAGUAAUUUAAGGUUUUAAUUGAUGUCUGGUAUUGUGACAAUGCUCGAAUCGAGCUGUACCAGAAUGUAAGCAUAGGUUUCGGAAACUGAUGAUGUAUGUAAGCAAGGUGGUAAAUUUGUAUAUUUUCUUUAAAAUGUAUUAUUUUGUAAUAAAAAAAUACAAACUUGUGCAAAGCA
Anguilla rostrata (American eel) is the source of this 1753-nucleotide messenger RNA. RefSeq names its product forkhead box protein Q1-like. NCBI's taxonomy places the organism in Eukaryota, Metazoa, Chordata, Actinopteri, Anguilliformes, Anguillidae. Gene Ontology annotation, biological process: cell differentiation; anatomical structure morphogenesis; regulation of transcription by RNA polymerase II. The coding region runs from base 222 to 1208 and encodes 328 amino acids. The record is from RefSeq and is a predicted model, not a curated record. The transcript has a single exon. Gene Ontology annotation, molecular function: DNA-binding transcription factor activity, RNA polymerase II-specific; RNA polymerase II cis-regulatory region sequence-specific DNA binding.